Molecule: messenger RNA, 1561 nt
Organism: Sorghum bicolor (sorghum)
Lineage: Eukaryota; Viridiplantae; Streptophyta; Magnoliopsida; Poales; Poaceae
Exons: 9
Coding region: 186-1322 (378 amino acids)
Source: RefSeq, a predicted model, not a curated record
UGCCUGCCACGCCCACGCCCACGCCCACGCGCCACGCAAACACUAGCGGCAGAGUUCAACCGUGUCCUCCCCGCUCCGUGCCUCCGUGCAACCAUCGAACCAAACCUGCCACCGCUCGGUUCUCGAAUCCACUCCUUGACCUGUGCGGCGUGCCCGUGCCCGUGCCCCGCCGGAACAUCGAUCGCAUGGCCUGCGCCGGCGCCGCGCGGAAGGUCUCGGCGGUGCUCUACCACUACCCGUGCCCGGACGGCGCGUUCGCCGCGCUCGCUGCUCACCUCUAUUUUUCCGCCGCCGCCCACCCGGUCCGCUUCUUCCCCAAUACCGUCUACGACCCCAUCAGGAGUGAUUCACUUCCGUUGGAAGAAAUAAAAGAGGUCUACCUUCUUGACUUUGUGGGACCUCCCGGUUUUGUUGAAGAUAUAUCCACUAAAGUCGAAAGAGUAACGAUCCUGGACCAUCAUAAGACUGCUUUUGAAAGUUUGUGUGGGAAUGCCACACUUGGGCAAAAUGUGACCAAGGUGCUAGACAUGCAGCGUAGUGGUGCGACAAUUGCAUUUGACUUCUUUAGAAACAAGCUCUUGACAGAAGUUAGCACCUUACGGGGUAAUAAAAGUGGUAAAGAUGUAGCCGAGGUCAAAUAUGUACCUGACAACAAGGUCGAAACAGUGCACAAGCUUUUCAAGUUUAUUGAAGAUGGGGACUUAUGGAGAUGGAAAAUUCCAAAUAGCAAGGCCUUUAGCAGUGGACUUAAAGAUUUGGACAUUGAAUUCAAUGUCAAUGCAAACAGUAAAUUGUUUGAUCAGUUGCUGGAGUUGGAUCCUGAGUGUGUCGUUUCCCAUGGACAAGCAACAUUAUUAGAGAAGCAAAGAUUAAUAGAUGAUUGUCUGGAGAAAUCCUAUGAAAUUUCCCUGGGAUAUGGCCAGUUUGGGAAUUGUCUGGCUGUUGAUGCUGAUGCUAUUUCAAAUUUGAGAAGUGAACUUGGAAAUCAACUAGCUAGCAAGAGCCGUGAUUUGAAUCUAAGGGGUAUUGGGGCUGUUGUAUACAAAGUCCCUGAGUUGAAUAAUGAACAGAUGCUGAAAAUAAGUCUAAGAAGUUUAGAACAAGAAGACACAACUUGUAUCUCUCAGGAAUAUGGUGGUGGGGGACAUCGGAAUGCAAGCUCGUUUAUGAUGAGUGUGACUGAGUUUGACAGGUGGAAGGUCGGAGCUGGACCUUCUCGAGCAAAAGAUUGUGCUGAUGCUGCUGUGGCUGUACUGAAGAAUGUGAACGCAAGAAAUGUGUCUCCACAAUUCAGGCUCAGGAAUGGUGCAUGUUGGAUGUGAUGAAGAACAAGUUGCUUGGACUCUGGAGGCAUCUGCGGUCGCACUUCUGAAUUCUGACGCUGAUUGUUCUUCUGUAUAACGGGUUAUUGCUAUUGUGAAAUUCUCCUGUACAGAAGGAAUUUAAUUUGUGGUCUUGUUUAGUUUUGAAUUUUUUUUGAAUUUGGUUACUAUAGCAUUUUGUUUUAUUUGGCAAUUAGUGUCCAAUUAUAAAUUAAUUAGAUUCAAAAGAUUUGUCUCGC